AUGCUCUUGAACCGUUUCGUUGCAGGCGACUACCGUAUAGAUGUCGCCUUCGAUGACGUGCCUUUCCCUCGCAGUCCGUUUACAUGUAAGGUGUAUGAUGCGAAAAAGAUCAAGGUGACCGGCAUCACUGCGGGUGUCGUCAACUCACCGGUGCACUUUGUCGUGGAUGCCGGAGAGGCGGGCGUUGGAAACCUCGAAGUAGCUGUUAACGACGGCCGCAUACCGUCGAUGGCACAGAGCUUGGGCCAGCACCGGUACGACAUCUCUUUCGUGCCUCAGGACACGAACGUUCACACGAUCACAAUUCGUUUCAACGGCGAGUCGGUUCCAGGUAGGCAGCCCGUUCUCGUGCGAGAUCCGCUCGCCGAACAUGGUGUCCAUCGCUGGACCCGGCUUGGAGAGGGCUGCUGUGCGCAAAUGUGCAUUUUUUUCCGUGAACAUGGCGAACGCCGUCACUGCCCCUCUGGAAAUCGCCAUCAAAGAUCCGGCCAACAACGAAGUGCCUCAUACAGUCAGCUUGGAGUACACACCGCAGGUCGUCGGCGUGCACACGAUCGCCGUCAAGUACGGUGACGCAGUGAUCGCCGACAGCCCGUUCAGCGUCAAAGUGUACGACGCGAGUCAGGUGAAGUUGUUUCCCGUCGACGGCGGUGUCGUUAACAAAUCGGCGUCAUUUCUAAGUAAGGUUGUUUUCAGAACGUUAAGUGUUAGCAGUAGUGUUAAUUUUAAAUUUAAUGUCACACGCUGUAGUCAUGCCAAAUACGGUUAUAGAACUACUGUUAGUAAUCGCAACAAUAUUAUUUUGCUUAAAUGUUGCACCUUGUGCUGUUACUGUUUUUUGUGA
Molecule: messenger RNA, 844 nt
Organism: Soboliphyme baturini
Lineage: Eukaryota; Metazoa; Nematoda; Enoplea; Dioctophymatida; Soboliphymatidae
Source: the annotation of a GenBank genome assembly